UUCGAGGUUGAUGGACAGAGUGUUGGCUGGAGUCCCUCGUCAGCAGUGCCUCGUCUACCUGGACAUCCUGGCCCACGGCAGCUUGUUCGAGGCAACGCUAAAGUCCUUGAGUAUGAAUUCACACAGGCUGUCUGUGAAAACAUGGACAGAGGAGGACAGUGACCGCGCCGACAGCACACUUAGCAGAGGACAGUCCAUGUGCGAUGACACUUCCUCAGAACUACAGAGGAUGGCGGCCAUUGAUCGGAGAGACAUCAACUCCCAGAAUUCCUUUCGUGGCCGAGGGGCUCUGUCCAGGAUUGUCAACAUGGUGAUGACUCUGAGAGAAUGGGCUCAGAAGAGCAUGGCCGAGGAGACGGAGCGGCCCGAUUCCUUUCUGGAGCGUUUCCGAGGCCCCGCCCAUAUGGACAUACAAGCUCCACCUAGUCGCUUUAGUCACAGCCACAAUGGCUCUGAAACGGAGAGCGAAAUGAGACGCGCUCGAAGAAAGAGAACGUGUAACAAUGUUAUCCUAUCACCUUCGGAUGAUGUGUAUUACCACUGGCUGAUGGUGAUUGGGCCCGCUGUUUUUUAUAACUGGACCCUCUUGGUCGUCAGGGCCUGUUUCGACGAGUUGCAGAUGAGGAACGUUAUGGUGUGGCUGGUCAUGGACUACAUCUGUGAUGGAGUCUAUAUCCUGGACAUAGCUGUUCGUCUCCACACAGGCUUCUUGGACCAGGGAUUGAUGGUGAAAGAUGGCCAGCGUCUGAGGGAAACCUAUAUGCGAACUUUUCAGUGUCAGCUCGACAUCUGCUCCAUCCUUCCAACUGACCUGUUGUACUUGACCUUUGGAGUUAGUUACACCCCUCUUCUUCGCUUCAAUCGACUCCUGCGCCUGCCAAGGCUGUUUGAAUUCUUCGAACGCACGGAGACAAGAACGGGCUACCCGAACACUUUCCGCAUCUGUAAACUUGUCGUAUACAUCCUGGUCAUCAUCCAUUGGAAUGCCUGUGUAUACUACAGCUUCUCCAAAGCCCUGGGAUUGGGCUCGGAUUCUUGGGUGUAUCCCAAUGCCUCGGAUCCAGAGUUUGCCUCCCUGACCAGAAGUUACAUCUACUGCCUGUACUGGUCUACUUUGACACUCACUACCAUUGGAGAGACACCGCCUCCUGUUCGAGAUGAGGAGUAUCUCUUCCUGAUAUUUGACUUUCUGGUUGGCGUUCUAAUCUUUGCAUCCAUUGUGGGGAAUGUUGGAUCCAUGAUAUCUAACAUGAAUGCUACCCGAGCGUCCUUUCAGGCUCGUGUCGAUGCUCUGAAACAUUACAUGCACUUCAGACAUGUCAACAAGGAGCUAGAACAGCGUGUGAUUCGUUGGUUUGACUACCUCUGGACCAAUCAGAAGACAAUAGACGAACAGGAAGUGCUAAAGAGCUUGCCCAGUAAACUAAGAGCGGAGAUUGCGAUCAAUGUUCACCUGGACACGUUGAAGAAGGUACGUAUUUUCCAGGACUGUGAGGCAGGCCUCUUGGUAGAGUUGGUGCUAAAACUUCAACCACAAGUUUUCAGUCCAGGCGACUACAUCUGUCGAAAGGGAGACGUGGGUAAAGAGAUGUAUAUAAUUAAAGAUGGCCGCCUGGCAGUGGUGGGGGAAGACGGGGCUACCCAGUUAGCUGUUCUCACAGCAGGUAGCUGCUUCGGUGAAAUCAGCAUCCUGAAUAUCAGCGGCAGCAAGAUGGGGAACCGCCGGACAGCCAAUAUUCGCAGUCUGGGAUACUCGGACCUUUUCUGCCUUUCCAAACAAGACCUGAUGGAUGCACUGCAGGAGUUCCCUCACGCCAGGGCCCAGCUGGAGCAGAGGGGUCGUGAUAUCCUGCAGAAGGAGGGGCUCCUGGAGGAAGUCGGUGUGUCUGCAGGGGAGGAGCUGGGGGAGAAGGUGGAGAGGUUGGAAACCGGUCUGGAUCGGCUACAGACAAGCUUGGCACGACUGCAGAGCGAGUUCAACUCUUCUCAGCUUCGAAUGAAACAGCGAAUCACAGCUCUUGAGCACAUCGCCACGCCACGCCCACUAGCGACGAACUGACCAACGUCCAACAUUGCGUUUCUGGAAGACUUCAGGAAGUGAAUGAUGUGUCUUGUGGAGUGAGAAGAGGGGAGGAAGAAAUGGCGCUUCGCCUCACGUUGCUGGCAGCUGGCGUCUCACCAAUGUCCGCGGCCGAUGCGCUGGGCGUCAUAGAGAGUCUCUUUCUGGCCACCCAUCAGCGUCCUUGGCUCUGGGCUGUUUAUGUCUUCACCGUUGGACUUCCUAUCAUUCUUUUCAUAAGCUUCAUGUGGCCCCACAAGAGGUUCGGCCCCCCUGAUCAACAAUAUUACUACAAGAAGUCUUCUGACGCACAACCAGAUGAUCCUGAACGCUCACAGAGGAAGCAGCCAAGGCAUAUCAGUGAUGCAGAUGGAGGAGCACACUCAAGAACAAGCAUAAGAGGAUGCCACAUGAUUGGAAAGUGUAAUAAAACACAUAACUGGUGAAUAAUUUGUACAGUUUGGUGUGACCCCCAACAAGAAAAUAUCAUGCUGGGACUGUGACAUUCUCUACUGGAACAAAAAGGUUCUUUCCCACAGUUAUUCACAAGAAAAAGGUUAGUUUGAAUUAACACCGUAACUAUACCACCGAGAUUACAAAGCCUGCUCCGUUGCAUGAAAUUAAGAUGGAAAAGUAACAUAUGGAAGAGAGGAAAGUUUGCACUUGUGAUGCCAUCGCAUGCCUGCGUCCACCUGGGGAUCCACGCACCUUGGCCUGCUUCCCUGCAAUUCAGCAAUUUUUACUGAAGAAAAUGUUAAAAACGAUUGGACUCAUACAGAAAAUAUAUUUAGAAACAGUUCAAUGGACAAAUAUUCAUGUCUGUUUUGUUAUUAUUCGUGUUUUUACAUUUUUCAUCACAGCGAUAAGACAAGAAUAAAACAAGAAUGAAACUCAAUAGCGUACAGACCUCGCCAAGGCCAAACGGUCGUAAACAUGUCCAUCCGACGCAUUGGUCAAAGCAGUGGUUCUGAAACCUGUCAUGGUCUGCAGUGCUGCUCUGCUGCCGCCUAUGUGUGCUUUGUUGCAGCACACUAUCUACGGCCAAUUAUCCUGGCUGGUUUUAGCUGGCUUUAGCUGUGCCAGUGUGUGAACUCAUUGCCAGAUUGUUCCUUGCUUCAUGCCUGACUCCCACCAUUCCUCGCCUCGUGUUCAUUCUUGUACCUUACUUUCUGGUCUACCCUUUUUACAUCGUGAGCACGUUAUUCCCCUGCUUGACUUACCCAGCAGUGGUAAUUUUUGUGUAGCUUGGCUCACGUUCCAGCAGUGUCUUUUGUUCUGUUACCUCGUUUUCCAGCUCUGUGCCAGCUGGGA
This is a messenger RNA of Dunckerocampus dactyliophorus (ringed pipefish), 3370 nucleotides long. Its product is annotated as cyclic nucleotide-gated cation channel-like. Gene Ontology annotation, molecular function: cGMP binding; protein-containing complex binding; intracellularly cGMP-activated cation channel activity. The record is from RefSeq and is a predicted model, not a curated record. The transcript is spliced from 16 exons. NCBI's taxonomy places the organism in Eukaryota, Metazoa, Chordata, Actinopteri, Syngnathiformes, Syngnathidae. Gene Ontology annotation, biological process: monoatomic cation transmembrane transport. The coding region runs from base 11 to 2059 and encodes 682 amino acids. Gene Ontology annotation, cellular component: plasma membrane; intracellular cyclic nucleotide activated cation channel complex.